AUGAAAUUUAAAAAAAUAUUUUGUAAUACAAAUAUCUUAAUAUUAUUUUUUAGGUUAAAGUUAGCAACUGAAACUACGGAAACUGGUGAACCAAGUAGAAGCAAUGAUUAUAAUCCUUCGAAAGUAAAUAAUAUAGAAAAUAUUGAAGCACUAUAUUUUAAAUGCGUAGAAGGAAGAGGGUUAAAAAGAGUUUUUUUUUCUGUAAUGCUAAAAGUUUUAGAUUUUAUGACUAAUGUGAAAAAGAGAAUUUGGAUAAAAUAUUCUUCAAAAUAUUAUUCGAAAUACAUUAAAAGGAAUGCAAAUUCAAGUGAAAAAAGAAGAUAUGAAAGAAUGGGUUUAGGUAUGUUUGGACUGCUUGAGAAACUUAAAAAGCUUUUAUUUACAGAUGAUUCUUGUCAAGAACUUAUUUUUGAAAGUUCGCCUCUGUUUGAAUUUAGUCAUAAAUGUUACAGAUGUGAUAAUUGCAAUAAACCUAAUCCUAAAGGGGAUUUAAAUUCUAUUCAUAAAUGUAAAAAAACUUGUGAAUACUAUAAUUUAACUAGCGGCCAGGCCAUAUUACAUAGAAAUUAUUUUUGCUUCUAUGCUUUUGUUGGAGAAGAAGUAUCAAAGAAUUUCAACUUUAAAGCUGACGAAAGAAAGGCAUUGUUAGCUACAUUUGGUAUGACAUUUAAUAACACUGGAUAUUCAUUUUUAGAAGUAAUACUAAUUAAGUGUUAUGAAAUUGUAGAUCGAGCAGUUGAAAAAAAAGACUUUAACAUUAAAAUUUUCUAA
Messenger RNA from Vairimorpha ceranae, 771 nucleotides. RefSeq lists its product as hypothetical. Lineage: Eukaryota; Fungi; Microsporidia; Nosematidae. The record is from RefSeq and is a predicted model, not a curated record. The transcript has a single exon. The coding region runs from base 1 to 771 and encodes 256 amino acids.